Messenger RNA from Spodoptera littoralis (African cotton leafworm), 4143 nucleotides. Lineage: Eukaryota; Metazoa; Arthropoda; Insecta; Lepidoptera; Noctuidae. The record is from the annotation of a GenBank genome assembly.
AUGGGCGUUAUCACUCUUCUGUCUCGCCUGAAAUGCGGCGUAUUUGCAUUUCUAAUCAUUAUCUACACACCAAUACUACAAGGAGAAGAACAACCACAAUGUCCAAGCUUAGCAGAGAACCCAAUUUGUCCUUGUUAUAGUUUUAAAGAAGGUAUAUAUUUGGAAUGCCCCAGCGCAACACCGGGGGUCGUAAAAAAUGUGCUGUCCAAGAUAAGAGGAAACAUCCACUCGCUCUCAAUAUACGACUUAGAAAUAUCAACGACUGAACUAAAUGCAGAUAUCUUCCCACCAAAAAUAAAAAUAACUAAUCUACAGAUCUCGCAGUCGGGAAUAAACAAAAUAAGCCCUAACGCUUUUACAUCGGUACGUGACUCGUUAGGAUCUUUGAGCAUAAUUUCCGGUAAAUUGAGCAAAAUUCCGCAUGAAUCAUUCUUGGAACUUCACAAUAUUACGGCACUUGAUUUACAGCUUAACGACAUCAAAGAUAUUCAAGCAAAUACAUUCAGAAAUCUUAAGUUGAAUAAAAUAAAUUUGAAAGGAAACAAAAUAGCCAAUAUUUCAGAAAAUGCAUUUUACAAUUUAGAAGAAUCUCUGGGAGAACUCGACAUGAGUGAAAAUUUUCUAACAGUUUUUCCUUUAAAACCUUUGGCUAAAUUAAAUAAUAUCAGCAGUCUACGACUCGCGUGGAAUAAAAUAAAUUCAAUUCCGGACGACAUAAAUGUUACAAUAGCAAAUCUAGAGAGUUUAGAUCUAAAUUCAAACUAUUUUACUAGAAUAGAAAAGUAUUGGUUUAGGUGUAUGCCUAGAAUAAAGAUUUUAACAUUUUUUAGUAAUCAAAUUCAGCAAAUUGAUGAAGGAGCAUUUUAUUCUUUACAAAAACUAGAAACUGUGGAUUUAAGCCGUAACAAAAUAACAACGCUUGCUAAGAAUAUUUUUCAAAAGAACCCCAGCAUUCGCACUAUAGAUUUGAGUUACAAUCAUCUCCAUCACAUAAAUGGAGUUUUUUCAAACCUUCAUGAACUCUCAGAAAUAUUUCUAUCGGAAAAUAACAUCUUGGAGAUAUCCGACGAUGCAUUCGUUAAUGCAUUUGGACUAACAGUUCUUAACUUAGAACAUAAUGCCAUUCAAAAAUUACACCCAAAUAGUUUUACAUCUUUACAAAAUUUAACGCAACUACAUAUGGGAACAAACUUUUUAAAUAAACUUCCUCGUAGUGUAUUCCAAUCAAAUCGUAAACUAAUUACUUUAAGUCUAGAUAAUAAUGAAAUUAAUGAAUUAGACGAAUUGGUGUUUGAGAAAUUGGAUGACUUGAAAGAAAUACGUUUGCAAAAUAAUAAGUUAAGUCAAAUCAAAAGAAAUGUAUUUAGUCCAUUGCCAGGGCUGUUAGAACUACAUUUGCAAAAUAACCUUGUACAAACUAUAGACUCUCAUGCAUUCAUUACCCUUAAACGGCUUCAACACAUUAAUUUGCAGGGUAAUCGCUUGACAACUAUUGGGGAUGUAUUCCCAAACAGAAAUUCAUCCUUGGUUUCUAUUCAACUUGGUGCAAAUUAUUUAUCAAUGUUAAAAAACAGCUCUCUUAGAGGGCAGAUGAACGUGCAAAUAAUGUGGCUAAGCCAAAAUAACAUAAAAGUAUUAACAUCUAAUCUUUUCAAUGAUUUGUUAAAUAUUCAAAGGCUGUAUCUAAAAAAUAAUAGUAUUGUACAUAUUGAAAAUAGAACAUUUAUGCACUUGAAAAAAAUUAAGUUUCUAGAUUUAAGUAAUAAUAAGCUUGUUAAACUAAGUAAUGAGACGUUUUAUAAACUUGUAACGUUGGAAGAACUGUACCUACAAAAUAAUCACAUAAAUCAAGUCACCAAAGAUACAUUUCAGUUUUUAAUUAAAUUAAAAGUAUUAGAUUUAUCGCAAAACGACAUCGUUAUAUUUAAUUUUGAUAUUUCUUCAUUGCCCAUUAAGCAGCUUAGACUGAGUAAAAAUUCUAUAGCAAUAAUUGAAGUAGAUUCACUUAAAAGUUUACCAAAUUUGAGUGAUCUGGAAAUGAAUAACAAUGACUUGACUUGGGAAGAUAUUAUUCAGAUACAGAUACCUGGACUGAAAUCUUUGAUAAUAUCCGAGAAUAACUUCACAUUGUUGGAAAAUAAGACGUUUGCUCAUCUUCCUUCAUUACAAACUCUGUCUCUAGAGUUAUCAAAUAUAUCGCAACUGCCGCCGACGACAUUCAUUAAAAAUCAGAAUCUGUUGAGAAUAAAUUUAGCUUAUAAUAAUCUGCGAGACUUACACAAAGAUGUCUUCGCAUACACAACAAUAUUACAAGAACUCAAUUUAAAAGGAAACAAUUUCACAGAUUUCCCUCACCACGCGCUCUUCAAUGUAACUUCAUUAGAAAUAUUAGAUUUAUGUGGCAAUCAACUACACAGUAUUGACUUCUUCAAAUUUAUCGGUCUACAGAACUUGCGAUCACUUAAUUUAUGUAAUAAUCGUAUUUCUAUGUUAAAUGGUUUUAAUUCCCCAUCACUUAAAAAUCUAGUUACAGUGAAUUUAAGCAAUAAUAUGUUAACAGUUCUUCCACCGAAUUUUUUUCAUCACUCUGUUGGUUUGAAAGAGAUUGAUUUAUCAUAUAAUCUGUUUAAAAAUAUCCCGAGCAAUGGCUUAUCGGAAGCAGUGCUUCCUGCGCUUACAACACUAAAUAUGUCUUCUAAUUCUUUAGUGCAAUUAUUGCAAACAUAUCCUUCUAAAUUAUUUCCAGUAUUAGAAGAAUUAGUUGUUACUAAUACAAACUUAACGAUUAUCACAAGUAAAGACUUUGAAAAUUUCCCAUCACUGAAGAGAUUGAUAUUGUUACAAAACUCCAUAAUUCGCCUAUCUCCAGGGGCUUUCUCUAAGUUACAUAACUUAGAGCUGCUUGAUUUAAGUCAAAAUAAAUUAGAAAACAUUCCGAGAGAGAGACUCCAAGGAUUGUAUUCCACGCGCGUCCUCAAUAUGUCUCAAAACGUCAUCAGAGAACUGGAAGAUUUCACAUCGGACUUACAAAGUCUGCAGAAGUUAGAUAUCUCAUUUAAUCAUAUUACAAGAAUAAAUAAAGACGUAUUCAGAGGCCUCUCGAGCCUGACAGAGUUGUAUUUGAGUGGAAAUUGGUUAUCAGCCAUAUCUGCAGACGCAUUCCGAAAUCUGAAUAAGAUUGCAUUUAUUGACUUGAGUCGAAAUUACUUUGAAGUAAUACAGAUGAAAAUGCUCAAAGUACUAGAAACGCAGAUAAAAACUAUAUAUUUUAAUGAAAAUCCACUAACUUGCAACUGUGAAACACAAGAGGUUUGGCGAUGGAUGAAAGAACACUAUAAAAUAGUCAUCAAAGGGAGUCGUAACUUGCGUUGUGAACACCCGGAAGAUCUUCAUGGUUAUAGCUUCAUCGAAUUACCAUCCCACAAACUUUGCGACAUACCUAUCGUCAUCCGUAUUGCUAUACAAGAUAUACAAACAUAUUCGAUCAUAGUAUCUUGGCAGAGUCGCAACCAAACUGGUUUGAAUGCAUAUCAAGUAGCUUAUUUUAGCGAGGACAAUCCAACAAUGAUACGAGGAAAAAUUCUCAACGCAACAGCGAGAUCAACGAGACUCAAUAAUUUGACACCAGGAUCCAGAUAUACGGUUUGUGUAAUAGCAGCUGGCAGCUUCGGUCCUUCGACAUCUACAGGAUUUUCAGUACCAGACGCUCGAAUAGCGCUCUCCCCUGAUAUUACAAGUAUAAAUAAUUUGUACUCGGACGAACAAAUCUUUAACCACCUCCGUCCUUAUAUGAACGAUUCUUUGAGCAGUAAAUGUACUAGUGUAAGAACUAUAGAAAUCUUCGGAGCGGCAAUUGACAGUCCUUUUUCUAACACUUACAUGGACAUUGCAGAUAUAUUAACAAGGAGACUAAGUUUGGUUGUGGGCUGUUGUAUUGGAUUUAUAGUGUUCGUCGUAUUAGUUUCUGCGUUAGGGUAUAUUAAAACCAAGAAGAGACAGGUUAUUGUUAAAGCUGAGGUGCAACAAGCUCCACAGUAUAUUUCAUAUGACAAUUUCAAUACGCCUGGUGUAGAGGUUCAGACUACUGACAUGGAUAUAAAUACAAUAACAGAUAAAACAAAAGUACAAUGUAAACACGAUUGA